CAUUCCUACAGGAUGGAAGGAAUUUUGAACGUGUUGAGAGACAGCAAUAUUUUGGUUUUUGUUAUUGUGUAUUUAUCGUUCCUGUUGGAUAAUGUUUUAUUAACUGUUGUGGUGCCAAUCAUCCCGGAUUAUCUCUUCUCCAACGUCUUAAAUGUGACUGUGGCAGAUGAGAAUUCCCACUUCGGUCCCGCAUCUUUGAGUCCCCUCCAAAGAAAAUACGAAACCUUGGAGGACGACAAUGGACCGUUGGGAGCCUUGCUUGCUUCCAAAGCCUUCGUACAAUUGGCUUUUACACCAAUCGUCGGAUAUCUAAUCGAAGUACUUGGUUGUAACAUACCUUUGCUCUUGGGAUCCUGCAAUAUGUUACUGGCAGCAAUUUUGUUUGCAUAUGGAAACUCCUACGGAAUUUUAGUUUUGGCACGAGCCCUCCACGGUAGCUCUUCGGCCGCCAUAGCAGUGAGUGGAAUGUGCAUUCUAGCCAAAAAUGUGCCCAAAGAUUUAAGGUUUAAAUUUAUGCCCUUGGCUUUUGGAGGCAUUGCUCUGGGUGUUUUAAUUGGUUAUCCGUUAGGUGGGGCAGCUUAUGAACUGAUGGGCAAGGCAGCUCCGUUUCUGAUGAUAGCUUUCUUCAUCAGUAUUAGCAUUGUGCUUCAAAUAACAUUACUUCAAGAAAAUGAUAUGGAUGAGUUACCAGAUGUGCAAACAAGCUAUUACGAUUGGAUUAACUUGCUCAGAGAUAAGUCAACUUUGAUUAUAACCGGUGCUAUAUGUAUAUGCACUUCAUCGAUGGCGAUCUUAGAACCUUGUGUGCCAAUCUGGCUUCUAGGUCAUCUGAAUCCACCGCCAUCGAAAUGGCAACUGGGAGCUGUAUUUAUUCCAGAUAGUAUUGGUUACUUCAUUGGCUCACAUUUUGCUGCAUUAUUACCAGUGGCACCAUGGAGAACCACAAUAAGUGCGAUGGUUUUAACAGGCUUGAGCUGCUGCGCUUUGCCACUUGCCAAUAAUUUAUUCCAACUGGCAAUUCCACACUUCGGUCUUGGGUUGGGUGUUGGAAUUGUGGAUGCUGUUUUGGUGCCAUUACUGGCUAAUCUGGUUGACAGCAGGGGCAGCUCUCAGUAUGGUCCAGUUUAUGCUUUACAACAAGCUUCUGUUAGUCUGGCUUAUUCCUUUGGUCCUCUUUUAGGAGGUGAAGCUGUUCGAGUGUUUGGAUUUCCAUGGCUAAUUAGAAUUGUUGGGUUUAUGAAUUUAUUAUUUUGCCCCUUAUUGUUGGAACUUGAAAAGAAUAAGGAAAAUAGAUCCCAAUUGUUGGGUGAAGAUGUGGUAUCUUCAUAUUCAAGUUUUGAAAACACUAAUACUUCAGAUGAAUGGAAAUAAAUUAUAACAAUUUGUCUACUUUAUGACAUGGACCCAGUUGAAGAGGAAAUGUUUCAAAAAAUCAUAAAACAUUUUCUGCUUUAUACUUAUAAUAGAAUAAGUAUUACUAGAUUAGACAUAUUAAUUAAAUAGAAUCAUUUGUAGA
Messenger RNA from Aethina tumida (small hive beetle), 1516 nucleotides. Its product is annotated as chromaffin granule amine transporter-like. NCBI's taxonomy places the organism in Eukaryota, Metazoa, Arthropoda, Insecta, Coleoptera, Nitidulidae. Bases 13 to 1371 code for a protein of 452 amino acids. Gene Ontology annotation, molecular function: serotonin:sodium:chloride symporter activity. The transcript is spliced from 6 exons. Gene Ontology annotation, cellular component: terminal bouton; synaptic vesicle membrane. The record is from RefSeq and is a predicted model, not a curated record. Gene Ontology annotation, biological process: aminergic neurotransmitter loading into synaptic vesicle; transmembrane transport.